Molecule: messenger RNA, 1552 nt
Organism: Solanum dulcamara
Lineage: Eukaryota; Viridiplantae; Streptophyta; Magnoliopsida; Solanales; Solanaceae
Product: AT-hook motif nuclear-localized protein 26-like
Exons: 2
Coding region: 419-1345 (308 amino acids)
Biological process (GO): vegetative to reproductive phase transition of meristem
Cellular component (GO): nucleus
Molecular function (GO): minor groove of adenine-thymine-rich DNA binding; DNA-binding transcription factor activity
Source: RefSeq, a predicted model, not a curated record
UCUUUUUCUCACAAGCUAAGUUAUUAGCUAACCCUAACACAGCUCCUCCUUCUAUUCUCUUCUGCAAAACUAAGGAAACAAAGUGAUAUUUUUUUUUUGAUUCAAUAAAGUCAUUACAUUAUCUAUCUUUUCAAAUCAUUACUUCUUUUCCCUUUUUUUGUACUCUCUCACUCUUUCCAUCAAUCUACAUCCCAAGAAACAAGUACAAAUUAUCGAAAGCAGAUUCAGAAUUUAGAGUCAACUGAUCAAAUUAAAUGGAUGUGAUCUAUUAGACAUAUUUAACUUUCAUUUUCGUUUUUCCCCUUAUAUAUGUAUAAGUGAUUCGAUCUGAAAGUAUAGUUAGAUAGUAGUUCAGUUGAAUCUGUUGUUGAACUUGUUAUAGAUCUGCCUCUCUAAGAAAUAAGUAAAGGAAAAAACUAUGGAUCCGUCGAACAAUUCUCUACCCCCUCCUUUCCACACGAGAAAUUUCAACUUACAACAUCACAACCACCACCAGCAUCAGCACCAGCACCAGCAACAACAACUUCAAUUCCAACAAAGCUCGGAAGACGAGCAAAGUGGAACAAGUGGACUAAACAUGUCCGGGCAAAAGAGAGAUCGCGAAGACGACAACAACAACAAUAACUAUAUUGAUUCGAAUGUUGGUGAAUCAACCGAUGAAUUAGGCGUUAACGGAACAAAUAGAGAAGGAGAGUUCAAUAGAAGGCCUAGAGGUAGGCCUGCUGGAUCAAAAAAUAAGCCAAAAGCACCUAUCAUCAUCACUAGAGAUAGUGCAAAUGCCCUUAGAACUCAUGUUAUGGAAAUUGCUGAUGGUUGUGAUAUUAUGGAAAGUGUUUCAAAUUUUUCAAGAAGACGUCAAAGAGGAGUUUGUAUUAUGAGUGGAACAGGAAAUGUUACAAAUGUUAACUUAAGACAACCAGCUUCACCAGGUGCGAUUGCAACCCUACACGGACGUUUUGAGAUUUUAUCCUUAGCAGGAUCAUUUCUCCCACCACCAGCUCCUCCAGCAGCUUCAGGGUUGACUAUAUAUUUAGCUGGCGGACAAGGUCAGGUGGUGGGAGGUUGUGUGGUAGGGUCACUUAUGGCAUCCGGUCCGGUUGUUAUUAUGGCGGCUUCGUUUAGCAAUGCAGCUUAUGAAAGACUUCCGUUGGAGGAGGAUGAUUCGAACCAACUUCCCGUUCAAGGAGGUUCACUGGGUUCUCCUGGAGCGACAGUUGUCGCUCCAGGACAACAACAACAAUUACUAGGCGACCCUUCACUAUUUCAUGGAAUGCCAUCAAAUCUUCUCAAUAAUGUUCAAUUACCUUCCGAGGCUUAUUGGGCAACGGGUCGACCUCCAUUCUAACUAGAUGAGAUUCGUAGAAGGGCCGGGUAAUAAUUUUCUCUGAUUCACUUGUUUAAGGUCACGACCCUCCAGUAUUAGAUCAUAUAUAUAUCAUGAUCCAAAAUUUGAGGGUCGUGACCUUUAAUUAGUUGAAAUUCUCUCCAUUAGUUUACCAGAAUUCUUAGCAAUGAGUUGAUGUUGGUCAUUUUAAGUUCUUCAUAAUUGUUA